This is a messenger RNA of Sebastes umbrosus (honeycomb rockfish), 4915 nucleotides long. It is a transcript of the gene mcu, whose product is annotated as mitochondrial calcium uniporter. The record is from RefSeq and is a predicted model, not a curated record. Gene Ontology annotation, molecular function: calcium channel activity; uniporter activity. The transcript is spliced from 9 exons. NCBI's taxonomy places the organism in Eukaryota, Metazoa, Chordata, Actinopteri, Perciformes, Sebastidae. Bases 71 to 1204 code for a protein of 377 amino acids. Gene Ontology annotation, biological process: calcium import into the mitochondrion; mitochondrial calcium ion homeostasis. Gene Ontology annotation, cellular component: mitochondrial inner membrane; uniplex complex.
UCCCUUCGGUGCGUCUCGGUCCGCCCGCAGCAGCCAGUCUCCUUCUCCGGCGAGCUUUUUCACUACAGAGAUGGCUGCGAAAGUGUGCAGAUCAGUCCUCCUGUUGUCCCGGAGCAGCGGAGCGACGGCCGGCAGCCUGCCCGCACUUGUUGUCUCUUCACAGCGACACCAUCAGCACAUAAGACCGCAGGAGGUACUGUCUGCUCCUUUCAACUGUCAGACUGUCAGGAGAGCACAUGGCCUACGGUCUGCAGCCCACUCCACACUCUUCACCCAGCCUCCCACUGCCCUGCCUGCACAGGUCUGGAGGGGCGCCCCCUCAUGGCAUGGCCAGAGACUGUUGUGUACCUCCGCUGCUCCAGAGGAGGUGACGGUGGUGUAUCAGAACGGGCUGCCGGUGAUCUCAGUCAGUUUGCCGUCCAGGCGAGAGCGCUGCCAGUUCACCCUCAAGCCUCUCAGUGACUGUGUGGGAGUUUUCCUGCAACAGCUCCAGGCAGAGGACCGAGGCAUCGACCGGGUAGCCAUCUACUCCACGGAUGGAGCGAGGGUCGCCUCCUCCACAGGCAUAGACAUCCUGCUGCUAGAUGAUUUCAACCUCGUCAUUAACGACACCACACACCUCGUGCGGCCACCAAGGAGAGAGCUGCUGCCCCACGAGGAGGGGGAAAGGCUGAAUGACGUCAAGUUUCUGGUGCAGCAGCUCUACACCACCCUGCGCAUCGAGGAGCACCAACUCGGCAAGGAACGCGAGCUGAUUGGACGACUGGAGGACCUCAACUCUCAACUCCGCCCCUUAGAGAAGGUGAAGGAGGAGCUGAAUAAGAGGGCAGAGCGGCGUACCACCUGGGUGCUGUGGGGCGGCAUGGCGUACAUGGCCACCCAGUUUGGCAUACUGGCCAGGCUCACCUGGUGGGAGUACUCCUGGGAUAUCAUGGAGCCCGUCACCUACUUUAUCACUUAUGGCACGGCUAUGGCCAUGUACGCCUACUUCGUGCUUACACGCCAGGAGUAUGUUUACCCCGACGCUAGAGACAGACAGUAUCUGCUGUUCUUCCACAAGGGGGUGAAAAGGACACGCUUCGACAUUGAGAAGUACAACCAGCUGAAGGAUGAUAUCGCUGAGGUGGAGUUGGAUCUGAAGCGUCUUCGGGACCCGCUCCAGCUCCAGCUCCCAGUUCAGCAGCUCACCGCCAGUAAAAAUUGAUGGGAAGAGUGACUCCCUCCUCUCUCAGCUCCUGCAACCCCCUCUCCCUCUUCCCUCUUCCGUCCAACACCCUUCUCCCUCCCUUUUUACCCCCAACUCUUUCCUCAGACCCCUCCCUCCCCCAUCCCUCCCACACCCAAUAAUCCCAUCCCUUUCUUGACUGUGGGGGUUAGUUUUUUCUCCUUUUUUUUUUUUCCUCUUUUUUUUUUUCUUUUUACUUUCCUGACUGAAAACUCCAGUUGGAAUUGCAAGUGAAAAACCGCUAAGAGACGAAGAAGGAUGGCGAGAGUACCGGGAACUGAAAAACACUCUCAGCCGAAGGAUGGUGAGGAUGAUGAAUAGGACAACGAUGAUGAAGGAAUAAAACUGGGCACUAUGGAUAUGCCUCAAGUCUCCGGAGGGACGGCCUGCAGGGAACUUCAGGGGGCAAACAGGAAUUAUCACCUCUAGACACUCCAGGACAGAGGACAUGCAGAGGGGCAGUCAUUGUUGAGUGUGUGUGUGUUUGUGUGUGUGGGACUUUCAGGGCACACUGGGACCCUGGCCACUCUGCGGGUCGACACAGCAGUGUAGUCCUGCUUCCUCUAGCAGUCAAACUGUCAACACACACACCUACUCUUGGUUGGGGUGGGCUCCAGAGAGAGUCUCUAUCCCACACGUUAAAGUUUACAAGGAAGUCCCGACUGCAGUCGCACCAUCAGGGGGACCUUCGUCUUCCCUCCCUCCCUUCCUCCCUCCCUCCCUGGGCCACGCCUUCUCCAGGUGACGGACAGCUGUCCCUCCCAGUGUGACCUUUGUCAGGAGCCUGUCUCGACUCGCAGGAUAUAGGCAUGACGACGCCUUCGUUUUCCUCUUCCUGUUGACGUCCUGUAGCGGCCCGGUCUGCGCAAGUAUGAGAGUACUACCGACAACAACAUCACUGUGUGUUCUUUUAUUCCAAAAAAAAAAUAUUUUGGCACUUUUUAUUUUGAAAGCCAUAGUAUAUUUGUUAUGAAAAGAAUAUAAAUAUAUAUAUGUAUACAAUCAAAUAAACAGAUGACCAGAGGCUAGUUUCUUUCAGUGGGGGGAGGAGCUCUCUUACAAACAUCAUUUCAUCAGAAUUUACAUCCUCUGAAGAUCUCCCGCCAUGAAGGACCCUCGCUAACAGUCCAACGCGGGCACACACAAAGAGCAUUAUAAUAAUGUAUGCAUUUAUACCUCGAACUUAACUAUUUCAUAUCGUGUCAUGACAAACACACACAAUGUAUUUCACAGUAACUACGUCCAGAUUGGGCGUAAGGCUCCUGUGCAUGGCCACCCAAAGGGGGCGGAACAACGUUGAAGCCAAAUCAGGGUGAAAAUGGCUUUGAUUGGAAUUGAUUUUGAGCAACGCAGAAUAUCGAUGUGGAUAACGCCAUGCUUGACCUUUAUAAUCAUCUCAUGAAUACAACGAUUGCUGCGAAAAAAAUGCUUAACAUAGUUAAGGGUUUAAAAUGUGCAGUGACCUUUGUCUCAGACAAACCCACAGGCAUGUUAUAAUUUAAUAUAUCUGAUGAACUGAGACGCUUUAAAGAGUAAAUACAGCAGGAGCAGAAUUUGAGCAAAUUGCCUGCAGUUCAAUAUCCCUUUUUCCCAAUAACACAUAUUUUCUCCUUUUCCAAUUCAAAGGUCUUGGAGGUGUAAAAUUACCAUUUCCGGAUUUUCAGUGAUCUGGCCUUCAGCUUAACAGCAUGUGAAUCUUUUAUGAUUCUCCCUCACGAAGCUCAAAGACAAAAUAACAGAAGGCUCCAUCUAAAAAAAGCGUCAUGGCAUUGAUUCACAGAGGCUUCUUUUGAGUUUUCUCCUCCCACUGUUGCUGUAAUGCCCCCCUGCUCCCUCGAUGGAAAGGCAGGGUAGACUGCAUGCUGUGGUAUGCCCUCAGUAGAAAUUUGUGAAUGUGUAGGAGCAUCAUUGCAAUUUUGUACUUAAUUGGACACUUUUCUUUGCCACAUCUAGCUGAAGUCUCAUCCUCCUCCGAUUAGGUUAAAUCAAAGGUUAUAGAAGCCAUAUGUUUACGUUGUCCAUAUUUUGGGAUAAUCACUGAAUAAACCUUUGUCAGCUUUACUUCGUUUUCUGUUCAGGAUUGGAGGCCCUUUCACCGGCCACAUUUACGUCUCCAAAAAGCCAGUUGUUUUUCACUCUGAACUGCUGUAUCUCACCUCUGCAGAGGGGAAGCACGAUGACAUGACGUCGCUGAACAUAGACUCUAGUUAAAAUCCUGCUCGUGUGGACAGUUGGUUGAAUCCCGCUGAAGAGAUCCAUGUGCUGCAGAUUUUCUAUUAAAAUGCAUGAUUUUAGGUCCAAUCAAAAGUUAGCCAUGCAGAUCUCGAGGCAGGAUUUGGUCUAAUCUGUUAUUGUGUGUGUGAGUGUGUGUUUUAUCUCAAAGGGAAAAGGUGCCUUUUGGAUGAUUAAUGAUUUUAAAAGGUAUAGAUAAUGUAGCAGCAUUGAGAAAGUUAAUCUCUUAUUUGGAAUUGACACCUUCAUAUAAAGAAGGGUUAAAUUUAAGUCAUUGGAAGUGGAAAUCAAUCUCGCCGUGUGUCUGUGAACAUGUGCGAUUGUCGAAUCCACGUGUUGACAAGCGAGUGCACUGGGGGCAAAGUACAGAUCACCGUAUUCGUGAAUCCUUUGCCUCUAAUCACUGACUGUCAAUAGUGGUAGAAAUCAAUUCCGCCCUCAUCCCACUUCAUAGCAGUCAUGUGUUACACACACACACGCACACACACAGUGACGACGGUGUUUCCUUGGAGAUGUACUGUGGCAGGUGAGAGUCUCUGUCUGCUGUUUUCUAUACACCACUUCUCUCCAUCAUCACCACCUCCUUUUUAUCACGCCAUCCACCGUUUAUUGCCUUUGUUUUCUCGUUUAUUUUUUAAAACCAAAAUAUAUCAAAUAUAGGGAAACUUUAUUAUAAAGAGGGUGUUGCAUGAAUGUAUGUUUACAUGGGAAAUUAUGUGAAAAUAAAAAAGACGAUUUAUCAAAGCAAAAAAAAAAAAACUGCAAAGAUAAUUUAAGAACGUUGUUUGUAGAGAUUCCUAGUUAUAAAGGGCAGUGGACAGGGCUGCGUCUUUAGAAUCUGCCCUGCCAAAUCUGACUUCAAUCCCAGCCAACCAACUGCUCAAACCUCCAUCAAACCCCACUCCCAUCUUCACCUUAUUUACUCCCAUAAACCUCUCCCUCAGCGUGCAUUUAUACUCCCCAAGAAAUGGAAAAACACCCUUCGUCCUCGGCGCACCUAUAUAUGGAGGAGACCUCUUGACCUCAGUUACUAACGUCCUGGAUUUGAGUCCAAAGGAAACGUGUCGGGAGCACUCUGCUUAUCGGGGAUCACCUCCCAUCCUCGUCCCUCUCUCCUGGCAUUUUCAUCCACCCUCAGCCUUUUUUCUCCAAAGCGACAUUAUUAUUCUAUGUUUUGAAUGUGUGUUCUGUUUAUCAAUAUCUUGUUUGUGUGCACUUACACUGAGAUAUGUUUAAAAUGCCUAAGAGUGAAGCAGAAUAUAGGAUUGAAAUGAUCUUGACUCCAUUCUGACCUCCUUAUUUUAUUUUAGUUUUUCUUGUCUUUUUUUUUUUUCUGUUGACAUAUGAUGCUGUAAUGUUGGCAAAAAAGAAAAAUGUAAAAUCCUGUAUCAUUUAUGAAAUAUGUAUAAAAGAGAAAUGUAAUUCAAUUAUCAAUAAAAUCCUUAUCCAGUUUUUGGA